Lactuca sativa (garden lettuce) is the source of this 685-nucleotide messenger RNA. Its product is annotated as ubiquitin-related modifier 1 homolog 1. Gene Ontology annotation, cellular component: cytoplasm. Lineage: Eukaryota; Viridiplantae; Streptophyta; Magnoliopsida; Asterales; Asteraceae. Gene Ontology annotation, biological process: tRNA thio-modification. The record is from RefSeq and is a predicted model, not a curated record.
UAAAACCUAUUAUUGCUAUUUGCAGGAAUCAACUGUUGAGCGGCUUUUCUAUUGGGGAAUCAAACAGCCUCGCUUCUACGCUUUCCUCCUCAGUGAUUUGAGCGCAAGACUUGUCAAAAGCAGAAAAUUGCACCAAUUUCAAAUUCACGAAGGGUUUUUCAUCUGCAGAUUUUCUUCAAGAUACUCAAAGAUGCAAUUGACUCUUGAAUUCGGUGGAGGACUAGAACUUCUUUGUGACUCCGUGAAGAUCCACAGCAUUGAUGUUGACCUACCAGCUGAAGAAAAGAAGUUAACCAUGAAGCACUUGCUUGCUUGGGUUCGCUCCAAUUUAAUCAAAGAGAGACCUGAAAUGUUUAUGAAGGGAGACACUGUGCGACCUGGAGUUCUUGUUCUUGUGAAUGACUGUGAUUGGGAAUUGAGUGGCCAACUUGAUACAACCUUGGAAAAUAAGGAUGUUGUAGUGUUCAUCUCUACUUUGCAUGGGGGAUAGUUGAGAUAUUUCCAUAUGUUUAUUUUUUGGCGACAAUGAAUGUUAUAAAGUAUUUAUCAAUGUAGUAAACUGAGUUUUGAUUAAAAUCAAAGUUGUAUCCUUCACUUGUUAUGAUGUCGCUGUGUUUAAGAAGUUGUAAACUGAGUUUUGAUUGUUUAUGCUAAUGAACAAUGGUUAUGAAGAUCUUAUUACAAA